Magallana angulata is the source of this 694-nucleotide messenger RNA. Its product is annotated as peptidoglycan-recognition protein SC2-like. Gene Ontology annotation, biological process: innate immune response; peptidoglycan catabolic process. The transcript has 3 exons. Bases 40 to 657 code for a protein of 205 amino acids. Gene Ontology annotation, molecular function: N-acetylmuramoyl-L-alanine amidase activity; peptidoglycan binding; zinc ion binding. NCBI's taxonomy places the organism in Eukaryota, Metazoa, Mollusca, Bivalvia, Ostreida, Ostreidae. The record is from RefSeq and is a predicted model, not a curated record.
UUCGGCCUACAAACUCAAAUACUAGUGAUACAACACUUCAUGCAAAUAGCGCAGUGCCAAGGAAGGAUGUUUGUCAUAUUUCUAUUUCUGUGCAUACAGACGGCUCUCUGUGCGGUUUGCAACGUGACGAUUAUAUCACGUGAUGACUGGGGAGCCCGGGCCCCCAAUGACCAUGAUCACCUACACACACCCGUGACUGUCGCUUUGAUCCACCAUACAGACAGGGACCAUUGCACAACGAAAGCAGCCUGUAUCCAGGAACUACAGGACAUGCAGAACUUCCAUAUGAACAAUCAAAGUCAUUCCGACAUAAUGUACAACUUUAUGAUUGGAGAGGACGGGAACGUUUACGAGGGGAGGGGAUGGAGCACGGUAGGGGGACACAUGCCAUACUGGAACAUCGUCAGCCUAGGGAUCGCCGUCAUGGGCAACUUCCAGCGCGGACCCCCCAACAGUGCAGCCCUGGGGGCACUGCAGGAGUUACUGGUGUGUCUGGUGGAGAACCACAAACUGACGCCGGACUACAAACUGUACGGUCACCGAGACGUGGGCCACACCAACUGUCCGGGAAACAGCUUCUAUGACGUCAUCAAAACCUGGUCUCAUUAUGACACUGGAAAGCCAGUUUUGCCAACAAAAACGCCUACACGCUUCUAAAUGUAUUCUCGGAAAUUAUUAAAUUGGAAGAAAUGCG